UUCAUAUUUUUAAAUGAACUCGUCGAGUCAGAACGUAUCUAAGUGAAUUGUGAUAUAGAAUAUAUAAUACAAUAUCAAGGUUAACGACAAUAACAAAACUUAAUUAAAGUUACAGGUAAAGUCGUGAGAAUCAAGAUAUUUUGUGUGAUCAAAAACAACCAUAAAUCGUCAUGCUACUAAAUAUCAAAACGGUAAUUCUACUUACCUAUGGGAUGUUGUGUGUUAGAGAAGCACUGUGUUACCCACCACCAGUGCCAGUUGAUAUAUUGACGAGAAAUAUAGAACAUUUGUCGCAGCAAUUGGAACAUUCCAGAAUUCCAAUUGAAAAUCGAAGAUUAUUCUUUCGCCUACUAAUCAAAAAUAUUCAAGGCAAAACUCGUGACUUAUUUUCAAAAUUUACUGAGGCUCCAGCAUCUUCUAGAACUAUUGGGCCUUCUUGGCUUACAGGACCUACUGGGUCUAUUGGACCUACUGAGUCAAUUUGGUCUACUGUGGCUACUGGUACACCUAUGAAUAAUACACAAGACGCAGCUAAAAGAACUGAGACUCUUAGCAAGACAGAUCAACCAUAUUCUGAUGUUGCUCGAAAUAUAAAUUCUCAAAGCAAUUCUGGAUCUACAGUAGACAGUAAUGCUGUAGAAAGACAAAUUACUGAAGAACCAAAUCCAGUUGACCUGGAUUCUUACCCUACUACUACUGAUAUAAAUAAUGAAGAAGAUGAACUUUCAAUUAGAAUUGUGCCCCAGCAGGUUGUCGCAACGCUCCUAGGCUAAAAAGCUAUUUAAGGCUUUAUGUAUAACACUAACGGAAAGAUUAUUUUGUAACUAUUUAUUAUUUGAACAAAUAUUAAUAAUAAUAAUUUUAUAAGUAUUUUAAUGACUAGGUAUUUUCUGAACUAAAAUUCUAUGUAUUUUGAACUGAUUACAGUUAAUUAUUUAAGUUUAAUAUAUUUCUAUCAAAGAUGAUGUUAAUCUGUUUAUCCCCCCCUGGUCCUCCACAAACAAAUAAUUAAAACUAUUAAAUUAGGCAGAAGUUUAAAUACCAGUGAUUUCCCAGAGCUUCCAUUUAUCAGAAGUACAGGGUUUUUCCACAGAUUGACAUCGCUGAAGAUUAGCCCGAAUACAAAGCAAUAAAGUUAUUAAAAUUA
Molecule: messenger RNA, 1147 nt
Organism: Bicyclus anynana (squinting bush brown)
Lineage: Eukaryota; Metazoa; Arthropoda; Insecta; Lepidoptera; Nymphalidae
Exons: 5
Coding region: 171-773 (200 amino acids)
Source: RefSeq, a predicted model, not a curated record